AAGGGAGGCAUUGAGAAAGAUCUAACAAUCUGUGUCUGUUCGGUUCCUUCCGCCAUGACCAUGAAUGAAGAACAACACUCUCUGCUUCUCAACUCGUCCUCUCGCUUCAUACCCCCACAAGGAGUCAAACUAUCGUACGGCACCGCCGGCUUCAGAGCCGAUGCCUCGCUUCUGCCAUCGACGGUCUUCAGAGUCGGAAUCCUCGCCGCCCUCCGAUCGCUCAAGACCCGUUCCGUCACCGGCCUCAUGAUCACCGCCUCGCACAACCAGGUUUCCGAUAACGGCGUCAAAGUCGCUGACCCCAACGGCGGCAUGCUCUCUCAGCACUGGGAGCCCUUCGCCGACGCCCUCGCCAAUGCCCCUUCUCCCCAACACCUCAUACUGUUGAUAAAUGAGUUUGUGGAGAAAGAAGGGAUCUCGAUGGAUGGAGCUGGGACGCUGGAAGUGCUUUUGGGGAGAGACACGAGGCCAAGUGGAGAUGCAUUGCUUCAAGCUGCUAAACAGGGGGUCACUUCAAUUGUUGGAGCUGUUGCGACAGACUUGGGGAUCUUGACAACUCCGCAAUUGCAUUGGAUGGUUCGUGCUAGAAAUAAGGGCAUGAAAGCCUCGGAGCAGGAUUACUUUGAACAGCUUUCAAGUUCAUUCAGGUGUUUGGUGGAUUUGAUCCCAACUGAAAAAAGUAAGUUCAAUGGGGUGAAUGACAAAGUGGUUGUGGAUGGAGCCAAUGGGGUUGGUGGAGUAAAACUUAAAGAUUUAGGGAAAUUAUUGAAUGCUUUGGCUAUUGAGGUUCGGAACAGCAGUGAAGAUGGAGGUGUACUGAAUGAUGGAGUGGGUGCUGAUUAUGUGCAGAAAGAGAAGGUUGUUCCACAUGGCUUUGGUUCGAAAGAUGCUGGGAUAAGGUGUGCUAGUUUGGACGGAGAUGCUGAUCGGCUUGUUUAUUUUAUUGUACCACCGGAAAGCAGUGGUAGGAUUGACCUUGUUGAUGGGGACAAGAUACUAUCCCUGUUUGCCUUAUUUAUUAGGGAGCAACUAAGCUUUCUUAAUGAGAAAGAAGACAUAAACCAAGCCCGUCUUGGUGUUGUGCAGACUGCUUAUGCAAAUGGGGCUUCUACUAAUUAUCUUAAACAGUUGGGACUUGAAGUCAAUUUUACUCCAACUGGAGUGAAAUACCUGCAUGAAAAAGCUGCUGAAUUUGAUAUUGGCAUCUACUUUGAGGCAAAUGGCCAUGGAACUGUCUUAUUUUCAGAAUCAUUCGUAGGGGGUUUGGAGGCUAGAACUAACAAGAUUGCUUCAGGAUCCAAAGGUUCAGAACGGGAAAAGGCUGCUUUGAGAUUAUUGGCAGUCAGUAAGCUAAUCAACCAAGCUGUUGGAGAUGCAUUGAGUGGAUUGCUCUUGGUGGAAGUCAUAUUACAGCACAUGGGAUGGUCAAUACAUAGAUGGAAUGAUCUUUAUCAUGAUUUACCCAGCAGGCAGCUCAAGGUUAAAGUUGCCGACAGAACUGCCGUGGUUACAACAAAUGCAGAAACUGUGGUUGUGAGCCCUCCUGGUCUACAAGAAGCCAUCAAUGAAGAAACUGCUAGGUACCCCCAAGGAAGAUGCUUUGUGCGACCAUCUGGCACUGAGGACGUUGUUCGUGUAUAUGCCGAAGCAUCCACACAGGAAACAGCUGAUACACUUGCCAACUCUGUGGCUAGGCUUGUGGACCAAUUCUUAGGCUCCAACAGCUCCUGACACCUUCUGCGUCAUCUUUUUGAUUUCCAUUUGGCAUUACAACAGAAUGGACCUAGCUUUUAAAGUUAUCUAACCAUCGAGAUUUUUGAAUAAAAUUUCUCUUGCAUUUUACUUUUAACUUUUUAAGAUGGUGGACCUGUAUUCUAUUCCUAUUCAGAUGUACUUCUGUAUAUUAACAUCUUAAAAUUGUGAAAACAAUUAGCUUAUUGUACUCGUCAUCCCACCAAUAUCUGAAAUGUUUCCAUUUGAAU
This is a messenger RNA of Cajanus cajan (pigeon pea), 1982 nucleotides long. It is a transcript of the gene DRT101, whose product is annotated as phosphoglucosamine mutase-like protein. Gene Ontology annotation, biological process: UDP-N-acetylglucosamine biosynthetic process; carbohydrate metabolic process. The record is from RefSeq and is a predicted model, not a curated record. Gene Ontology annotation, molecular function: phosphoacetylglucosamine mutase activity. Lineage: Eukaryota; Viridiplantae; Streptophyta; Magnoliopsida; Fabales; Fabaceae.